AAGAAAAAUGUUCAGAGCACGCUGUACUUGAAAGAGGGUUAAAAAAAAAAAAGAAGAAAUCGAAUCGUUAUUUCAUCCUCAAUAAUAAUUAGUUAAUUAAUUACACGAAAAACAAUCAAAUGGAUUUGGGGGAGCUGUGGGCGAUCUUCGGUCCCGGUGUCGCGGGCGCAGUGUUCGGUGCCGGCUGGUGGUUUUGGGUCGACGCCGUCGUUUGUAGCUCCGUCAAUGUCUCUUUCGUCCACUAUUUACCUGGAAUAUUUGCAUCUGUUGCGGCUUUUAUGUUCAAUUGUGUUAGAAAAGACGAUAUUGAUUACUCUCCUUAUGAAGAAGGCGAGUGGAGGUUGAAACUAUGGCUUUUCAUUGCUUAUGUGGUGUCCUUUGUAUCACUGGCUGCUUCGGUGGGCCUGUUGAUACAAGAUUCGCUUGUAAAAUCUGGUCCUUCAGUGUGGACUGGUACUGCUGGUGUCUUGCAGUGUGCGCUUGUCUUAAUCAGCGGGCUGAUAUAUUGGACUUGUCACUCGGAAUAACGGAUACCCUGAAUCUGGUGUUUUACACUUCGGAGCUUGGAAUCACAAGUGAGGCAAUGAUAUGUGCUCGUAUCAUCUGUUGUUAACCUUUGUAAAUUUUGUAUUGUACUGUCUUGAGUAUUAAUGUACGAUACAUCCUGCUCAUUUGAAAUUUAUGAUGGUGGUUAUUCAGUCUAA
Durio zibethinus is the source of this 704-nucleotide messenger RNA. Its product is annotated as transmembrane 50A-like protein. NCBI's taxonomy places the organism in Eukaryota, Viridiplantae, Streptophyta, Magnoliopsida, Malvales, Malvaceae. The record is from RefSeq and is a predicted model, not a curated record.